AUGUGCCCUGAGCACAUGGCAUCUGUGAUAUUUGACAACGGAUCUGGAUUAUGCAAGGCUGGUAUUGCAGGGGACAGUGCGCCAAGGUCAGUUAUUACAGCAAUUGUUGGUCGCUCGAAAGCCAAAGCAACGAUGCUAGGAGCAGGACAGAAGGAAUUUUAUGUUGGAGAAGAAGCCCAGUCCAAAAGGGGUGUCUUAAGUUUGAAUUAUCCAAUCGACCACGGCAUAGUUACAUCCUGGGAUGACAUGGAGAGGAUCUGGAGACACGUCUACGAGUGUGAGCUGAGAAUCAAAGCUAGCGACAGGCCGGUGCUACUGACGGAGGCCCCACUCAAUCCCUUACAGAACCGGGAAAAAAUGACUGAGAUCAUGUUUGAAGGCUUUAAGGUGCCUGCUAUGUAUGUUGCAGUGCAGGCAACGCUGGCACUCUAUGCCUCAGCACGCACCACAGGGAUAGUAAUGGACAGUGGAGAUGGAGUUACCCACACCGUACCCAUCUACGAAGGAUACUGUUUACCCCAUGCAGUUUCCAGGCUGGAUAUCGCAGGCAGGGAUAUCACUGAAUACUUCAUGAGACUCCUUUUGGAAAGUGGCCACUCCUUCGUGAGCACCGCUGAGAGGGAGAUCGUGAAAGAUAUCAAGGAGAAGCUGUGCUAUGUGGCUUUAGAUCCCGUCAAAGAAACGAAAGCAAAGCCAGAAGAAAUCCUCAAAGAAUACAAACUGCCUGAUGGAAAUAUCAUUAAGAUAGGCAAUCAGCUCUUUCGAGCCCCGGAGACCCUUUUUAUGCCCGCUAACAUUGGUAUCGAAGCCCCUGGGGUGCACAAAAUGAUCUUCAACAGUGUGAUGAAAUGUGACAUUGAUGUUCGCAGGGAUCUUUACGACAAUGUGCUUCUUUCUGGUGGGUCCACCCUAUUUCCUGGACUGGAUGAACGGAUCCUGAGGGAGAUGCAGCGGCAAGUGCCCAUCGGGAUGGCCGUACGGGUCAUAGCACCGCCCGAGAGGAAGUACUGUGUGUGGAUCGGGGCCUCCAUCCUCACUUGCUUGUCAGCUUUUAAAGAAAUGUGGGUCACCGUCAGUGAUUACAAAGAGUUUGGUGCUGCUGUAGUACACAGAAAAUGCUUUUAA
This is a messenger RNA of Chrysemys picta bellii (western painted turtle), 1125 nucleotides long. The record is from RefSeq and is a predicted model, not a curated record. Lineage: Eukaryota; Metazoa; Chordata; Testudines; Emydidae.